Messenger RNA from Clarias gariepinus (North African catfish), 4181 nucleotides. It is a transcript of the gene eva1aa, whose product is annotated as protein eva-1 homolog C. NCBI's taxonomy places the organism in Eukaryota, Metazoa, Chordata, Actinopteri, Siluriformes, Clariidae. The transcript is spliced from 8 exons. Bases 102 to 1511 code for a protein of 469 amino acids. Gene Ontology annotation, molecular function: carbohydrate binding. The record is from RefSeq and is a predicted model, not a curated record.
CACACACUGAGACGGACAGAGAGAGUUCUGUGCGCAGCUCUUUCCGCCCUGUGGCCCCCAGAUGCUGCGCUCGGAGCUCCGGGUUCUGCGCCUCUCCCAGCAUGUUCCUCCCGGAUGUGGCUCCUCAGUGCGCGCUCGUGCUCGGGUUCACCUGGCUGGCCGCGCUCGCGCACACACCUCCGCAGACCUCAGGUUACCUGUUGCACGCGUUGCGUAACUACACAGACGAGGUGUGUGAUGGUGAUCGUCUGACUAUACGCUGCCCUCCCAGAACCAGCAUCGCCGUCCAAUCCGCUUUCUACGGCAGGAAAAGCUCCGCCCUCUCUCUGCUCUGCCCACCUCCGACACGCCCACUGAGUGAUGUCACUUCCUGUCAUGUGGCAACGGCGCUGCAGAAGAUGACCGACGAGUGUGAGGACAGGAGGAGUUGUGAGCUGUUGGUGAACAGUCGAUUGUUUGGAACAGAUCCGUGUCCUUCCAUCAGCAAAUCUCUCACUCUGCAGUACAAAUGCAGACCCAAUGAGUAUAAGAGUAAGGCGGUGUGUGAGGGCGAGAAGUUGAGGGUGAGCUGUAAGACCGGGAUGCAGAUCGCCGUGUUCUCGGCCAUGUUCGGACACACGAAGGAGGACAAGCAGGACUGUUCUCCACACCACUGGAGGGCGCCAUCUGUCGACUGCCGAGCGGAAGGGGCCCUGCAGGUGAUGACAUCACGUUGCCACGGGAAACGCACGUGUGUGGUUCGAGCCUCGGUGCAGGAGUUUGGAGACCCCUGUUACGCUGGGACUCGCAAAUACCUUAGUGUGAUGUACACCUGUGUUCCUAAGAAGCUCCUGCAGGAUUCAGGUCAGACCCCCUCGCUCGCCCCGCCCCUUCCCCAACCCCAUGACCCCAACGUGGUGGGAGACAGCGCACCCCCUGAGGAAAACCCGUCUGUGACCUCUGAUCCGCCACCAGGGAAGUCUAAGCGAGGGAAGUCUGGCCCAGACUCGGAGGAGAACCUCGGGUCUACAGAACGAGAGAGAGACAGCCGUACGGAGGCGUCCCCCGCGGAGCCGAAUCCUGCCAUCCGCUCUGUGUUCACGAAGAAGAUGGCGCUCAUCAGCAACGGCCUGGCUGCCUACACCUACAUCACUGAGCACCCGGAGCGCUGUGCGCUGUACUUCAUGUGUGGUGUGUGUGUGGGUCUGUUCCUCACACUCUUCGCACUGGUGGUGCAGAUCUCCUGCAGGACGGAGUGUAAGCAGAGGCGGCAAGCCGUCGCCAAGAAACGUCCCCGUCCGGCUGACUCGGACUCGGAUUCCGACUCUGAUUCGGACUGGGACUCGGGCUCGGACCUGUCGUCGCGGCGACGGCGGCGCUUCGAGCGCACCCUGAACACGAACGUGUUCACCUCGGCGGAGGAGCUGGAGCGGGCUCAGCGCCUGGAGGAGCGGGAACGGAUCAUCCGCGAGAUCUGGAUGAACGGACAGCCUGACGUCCCAGGGACACGGAGCCUCAACCGCUACUAUUAAACGCGCGCGCACACACAAGUACACACACGUACACAUACACACAACAUAAAAGUGUGGAUAUUGCUGGGAUCUGUAGUGUUUACAAAGGACACGACCAGAAACUGACCUGUACGAGUGCCUGCUAACACUUAACCUUUAGUACCCUGAGGUCAAAGGUCACUCUAAUAUGAGGACCUCCCUGGAGUUUAAAGGACGCUAACAAGCCUGGUUGUGGGCAGCUCAGAAAGGACCAAGUGGCGUUCUGAUUGGUCCUCUGGCGUUCUGAUGGGUCCGUUCUUUGUGUCUGUCAGAACAGGAGGCGGGACUCUAGAGGACAAGACUAAACUUCAGCUACAGUGAGUCUGAAGACUGUGUGAAACAGGAACGUGAUUAAUUUUACCCAUCAGCCCAGGUGACAGUCUCGAAAGCGCCACAGAGCGAGUUUGACUUGUGUGUGCGGCUCGCUGGCUCCCUCUACAGGUCGAACUGGAACACACACCUUGAGUGAAAUGACGCUUUGCCUUUAAAAACAACAACAACAACAAAAAACAUAUCUAUCUAUCUAUAUAUACAGAAACGCUUGGAAUUCAUCUCAGCCCUUAUAAAGUUUAUAUUUUGAAUAUUUAAUAUUUUGUGUAAUUUCUUCUCUGGAUAGUUAUGAUGUAUUUUUAUACUGUGGCAGCUCAGGGAUGUAAUCUGAGUGUUUCCUUGUAAAUCGAUGCUGAAGAUCUAAUUCCUGGCGAAAAACUAAAAGGAAUUAGCGAAACAUGUUGAACGGUAAACCUCAAAGAGGUUGUGUUUAUCGCAAGUGUGUGUUCGCGCAGGAUGUUAUGUUUUUAUGCAAAUCAAUCAAGUCAUGUGCCUUAUUCAGAACAGAGGACACGUCGUAAUGCUGCCUAGCUCCGCCCACUUUGGUGGUUGUGGUGUGUUUUGACUCCGUCUCGGUUCCACCUAUUCACCUCGCUCGGCUACAACCUUUAAAUCCAUGCUUUACGAUGUUCAGCUAAAGGCCUCAUGGUACCACUGAAACCAUGGCAACAGGAAUACGAUAAUUGGUACAUGACCACUGACGUGAUUGGUCGAGGAUCGGUUUAAGUGACGCGACGUUUGACAAGCGGGUGUAAACACCGCACAGGGUUAGACGGCGCCACCUACUGAAAGCCAUCAGGGAUUUUUCCACCUGUCGUCAUGGCAACCUGGUUUCUUAGCCGUUCACUAGCACUCGAGAUGAAGUAAAACAACGCAGAACAUGUAUACGAGACGGAUUUUAAUCUAAUCCUGUCACUCUGCUUAUAAAGAGGAAUGGCAAAAGCUGGAGUAAUAGCACGCGAAACCACACCCUCUAGACGCUCAAGUCUAACUCCGCCCACUGCAACCAGGCCGUGGAGUACAAGCGUGUUUAACAGGUUUACGUUCAGGCGCUUUUAAUUAGCGUUUUUACCCGAUGCAUUUCCAUUCACGUAUGUAAUAUUUAAAAAUAGCUUUAAAGUAAAAAAAAAAAAAAAAAAAAGUCACAUGGUGCAGCUGUAUAGAUACAUAGAGAUACUGUAUAUGUAACUAAAACACACACAACCAAAGAGGACAUUUUGUGUGUUUAGGUUGAAGAAAAUCACAGAAAACGCCAAAAGCACUUAUUGAAGAUGAAUAGAUGAACCCAAAAUAUUCAUCUAUACGUUUUUCGUUCAUCAGCAAAAAAAUAAAUAUAUAAAUAUAUAUAUACAUAUUCAUGACACACACUUCCUGUAUGAUAAUAUUCCUCACUAUAAUCAUUCAACGUUGAAUUUUCGCCUCAGUGUAGUUACAGAAAUUCAAACAUGUUUUAUUGUUUGCUUCUUCUUCUCCUUCAUUGUUGUUUAACGUCGGUUAGAAUCCAGUAGGUUACAUUAUCGCCAGCUCCAGGUGUCAUUCUCCCUCGUCCUCCCAGCCCCUUAAAGAUGAUUUUUCAGGCCAGCCUUCCCUAAAAUGUCUAAUGCAUCCUUCUCUUAUCCAGUCCCAUUGUUUUGCUUUUUUUUACUUUAUUAUAAUUGCAGUGCUAUUAAGGUUUUGCAUUUCAAUUACACCUAACCAAUCAGCGAUGAGCUGUUAUGACCUCAUACCCAUGUCACAGGAAGUCCUCCUGGUCUAGAGCUGGAACCUUCGGUACACUACGAGGAUGAGCAGACGAUAUAGAGAACAGCACAUUUCCCGCUGUGUUCAUGCUUUUUUUUAGAACAUAAUUUGAAAAUGUCCGACCCUUUGCACUGCGAUGACACCAGCAAUCAAAGUUUUUUCCCCCCAGACGGAUUCUUCGCAGUUUGCUGUAAAAGUAGCGGUUCAUAUGAUUGAAUAGGGGUUGCAGUGCAGUCGGCUACGCUUGUAGGGAGCAUUUUCUCUUCAUACAGGAAGUACAGUGUUACUGAGGAAGGAGCGCUGUACUGUACAGGAGUGUGUGUUAGUAAUUUAUACCAGCUAGAGCGCACUGGGGAGUCAGGAAUAACGUCCAGAGGAACCUGUUUGUGUUCUUGCAACCAGUGCUUUACAUGCAUUAACCAGAAAAAGAUGUUUGGAAUAAAUUUCUAAUAACAUUGUUGGUGUCAUAUUUUUAUUAUUAUUAUUAUUAUUAUUAUUUUAAAGAUAAGCAUGCCCUCUAGUGGCAAAAUCCCAUAUCACACAGCACAGCAAAAAGCAUAUUAAAGCUGAUAAAUAAUUUUA